Aphidius gifuensis is the source of this 1383-nucleotide messenger RNA. RefSeq lists its product as uncharacterized. Gene Ontology annotation, cellular component: Z disc; cytoplasm; nucleus. The transcript is spliced from 7 exons. Gene Ontology annotation, biological process: muscle tissue development; sarcomere organization. The coding region runs from base 1 to 1368 and encodes 455 amino acids. Gene Ontology annotation, molecular function: structural constituent of muscle; actinin binding. The record is from RefSeq and is a predicted model, not a curated record. NCBI's taxonomy places the organism in Eukaryota, Metazoa, Arthropoda, Insecta, Hymenoptera, Braconidae.
AUGCCUGGUGUUUGUCCACGUUGUUUACGUAAUGUUUAUUUUGCUGAAGAAAAACUUGCACUUGGAAAAGUUUGGCAUAAUCUCUGUUUUUCUUGUCGCAAUUGUAGAAAAUUAUUGGAUAGUUGUACUGUAAUAACGUAUGAAGGUGAUUUAUUUUGUAGAAAGUGUUGUCCGCGACCAACAACAUCAAAACGACCAGAAAUAAUACAAGAAAAAAAAGAUAUAACCUGUUGUUGUUGUUGCUGUUUAGCUGAAACUUUCACUGACAAUAAUUCUGAAUGGACAUCAAAAUUUAAAGAUGCUGCCAACGAAUCAUCUGAUGAUGAUGAUGAAGAAACAAAUUCCAGUAGUGAAUGUUCAAUAACAUCUUUACAAAAUCACUCGGACCACAAAUCCCAAAAUUUAAACAAUCAUCAUCUUGAUGCAUCACCGCCAUCACCAGUCAGCCAAGACAAACCAGAAAAUUCAAAAAAAAUAGAAAACAUGUCUCUGAAUCUUGAAUCAUUAGAUUCUCCAAGAUUACUUGCAGAUAUACAAUACGAGGAUUCAUCAGUUCCAAUGUGUUUAAAAAAUCUCUCAAAUUGUCGUCGAGUGUCAUUUAAAUACAAAGAAGAAGAUAAAUUAAAUGAAAUAAUGAAAAAAGACAAUGACAAUGAAAAUUCAAUUGAUUUAAUUGAUAAAUCAAUUGAAAUAAAUGAAAAAAGAUUACGUGGAGGUUCUGGAUGUUGUUGUAAUCGUGAUAAUACAUCAACAAAUAAUAAAGACAAUGGUUGUUGUUUAAAAACACAUCAUAAUUAUGAAUCAGGUGAUAAAAUUGCGACACAUGAAGGAACAUCAUGUGGAUCAGGAUCACAAAGAUGUGGUAGUGGUGGUUCAUGUGGUGGUGGUUGUCGUGGUAGUUGUGGUAAACCAGGUCAAUCAUGUUUACCAGCUAGAACAUGUACAACUCCAAUUGCAUCAAAUCGUCGUGUUCAUUAUUAUCCUCCAGUUAUUGAUACAAAUAGAUGUCAUAGGCAAAAUAAUAAUUCUUCAAUAAAUUCUUGUGCAUCAAAAAAACAUCGUCAAACACCAGACAAUGAACAGGUAUGUAAUGAAUGUCAGCCAAAAACUCCCGUCGGAUGUGAGUGCCUUGGUGGAGGUGGUCUCGAUUGCCAAAGAUGCGGUAAAAAAGUUUAUCAUGCUGAGAUGCAUUUUGCAUCAGGAGUACCCUAUCACAGCAUCUGUUUCAGCUGCCACUGCUGUCGAAAACCUCUGGAGACACUAACAUAUCAUGAAAAUUGUGGUGAAAUUUAUUGCAAACAAUGCUAUGUACGAAAUUUUGGACCACAAGGAUAUGGUUAUUCAGGUGUAUUACAAACACCCAUGUAAAGAGAAAAAAAAAAU